This is a messenger RNA of Pseudoliparis swirei, 2578 nucleotides long. It is a transcript of the gene ngly1, whose product is annotated as N-glycanase 1. The record is from RefSeq and is a predicted model, not a curated record. NCBI's taxonomy places the organism in Eukaryota, Metazoa, Chordata, Actinopteri, Perciformes, Liparidae. Gene Ontology annotation, cellular component: cytoplasm; cytosol; nucleus. Gene Ontology annotation, molecular function: peptide-N4-(N-acetyl-beta-glucosaminyl)asparagine amidase activity. The coding region runs from base 80 to 2020 and encodes 646 amino acids. Gene Ontology annotation, biological process: protein quality control for misfolded or incompletely synthesized proteins; protein deglycosylation; glycoprotein catabolic process. The transcript is spliced from 12 exons.
AAUUGCUGCCUUAGCUUUAAAGCUAGCCCUCAUACUCGAAAGGAAAAGGACUUUUUUAGUUUGUUCAUGAAACACCAGCAUGGCUUUGUCCCCGGCGGUGACAACACUGUCUGAAAAUGAACAUGAAGUCUUUCUCGACGUUGCGAAGUUGUUACUUACGUACGCGGAUAACAUUUUGAGGUAUCCCAAUGAGGAAAAGUACAGGUCGAUCCGCAUAGGCAAUCCUACAUUCUCCACCAAGCUGUUGCCCAUCAAAGGUGCUGUGGAAUGUCUAUUUGAGAUGGGAUUUGAGGAGGCUGAAACCCACCUGGUGUUCCCCAGGUCUGCAUCCGUGGAACAGCUGAAGCUCAUCAGGGACUCCAUGGCGGCAGAGAUUGAUCAGAGACUGCGUGGAGAACAGCCCGUCCAAACUACUGCCCAGGUCGUCGCACCCUCGGCUUCACCCUCUUCCUCGGUGCCAGAGAGCUCCACUGCUGCCUCCAGCCAGCCAGUUACACCACCUCCAUCACCACAGCCUUCCUCCUUGGAGAACAGUAUGAGCUUUUUUCUGACUCUCCAGUCAAACUUCCAACAUGUGAUGCUUUAUGAAAAUUCGGAGCUACAGCAGAAAGCUAGAAGCCACAUUCCUCACCAGCAGCUGUCCUCUGCGGCUGAAGACAAGCUGAGGGAGGCGAAAGAAGCUGAUCCAGAAUGUAAACUUGGAAUAGAAGACUACCUGGUGCUGGAGUUGCUCAGAUGGUUCAAACAGGACUUCUUCUCCUGGGUGGACUGUCUGCCCUGCAGCCAAUGCAAUGGCCGGACCCACAACGCCCUGCCCCUCAGUCCCACCCCUGAUGACAUCAGUUGGGGAGCCCAGCGAGUGGAGAACCACUUCUGUCAGAACUGCCAGCUCGCCACCAGAUUCCCGAGGUACAACAAUCCUGAGAAGCUUCUUGAAACCAGGAGGGGGCGCUGUGGAGAGUGGGCCAACUGUUUCACACUGUGCUGCAGAGCCCUCGGCCUUGAGGCCAGAUAUAUCUGGGACAGCACAGACCAUGUGUGGACCGAGAUCUACUCGCUCUCUCAGCGCCGCUGGCUGCACUGUGACUCGUGUGAGAACGGCUGUGAUAAUCCUCUCCUGUAUGAGAUUGGCUGGGGGAAGAAGCUGGCCUACGUCCUGGCUUUCUCCAAGGACCAGGUGGUUGAUGUGACGUGGAGGUAUUCCUGUAAACAUCCAGAUGUUUUGUCGAGAAGGACCAAAGUUCAGGAGGCCUGGCUGCUGCACACCAUUACUGGACUCAAUGCCUCCAGGCAGCAGUCUCUCAGUCCAGACAGGAAGAAGGAGCUGACGGAGCGGCUGCUUGUCGAGCUCGUGGAGUUUAUUUCCUCCAAGAAACCAAAACCAGGAGAGCUGGGCGGACGCAACUCCGGCUCUCUGGCCUGGAGGAUCGCACGUAGAGAGACCAGAAAGGCGGACGCAGGGACCUCCACACAGGCUACAGGUUAUGUGUUCACGCCCACUGAGAAAGAGAAGAGUGACAGGUUGCUGCAUGUGCGCUACAGUGUCACCAAAGACCAGUACUGUCGAGUGUCCAACGACUCUGAGGUCACUCAGAGCUGGGAUCACUGUGUGUGGAGCAAGGAGUCGGUCUUCAGGAAGGUGGAGAACGACUGGGAGAUGGUGUACAUCUCUCGAACAGAAGGCUCCCCUGUGGGAACAAUUUGCUGGAAGUUUGACUUUUCUCCGGCGGGAAUGAAGAUAAAGUCUUUCUCAAUCAUGGCCAGUAGUCAGACCUUCCACUCUGGGAAAGUCAGCUGGAACUUGCACUCGGGCCAGAGUACUACCGAGUUCUCUGGAGAUGGGAAGAUGCAGUCGCUCCAGAGUCUAUCCGGCUCCUCGGAGUUCAUUGUCGUAGCAGAACUCAGCGGCGGAGAGGAGGAGACGUCAUGGCAGCACUCCCAGCUCUUCAGGCAAAGCUUGAAGGAGAAGGAGAAGGAGGAGUCUUCAUUUGAAAUCCUCAUCCAUUUGGAAGAUGCUUAAAAGUUGUAAUUAUUUUUCCAGUGUUGACUGCUUUGGCGAGUUCAGGGCUUAAUUAACAUUACUGGAUGAUAGUUUUGUAUGAUGACAAAUCGGUGCAAUAUUUAAAUGUGUGUCAGACCUCCAGGAUGAGUGAAUAGACGUGGCUUAACAUGAAUGAAGACAUGAAUACUGUACCCAUUGCAGAGAACUGUUGUUUGCAUAUUUUAAACAUUCAUUUGACUGAUGACCAAAUAACCCUCUGAGACAAGCAGUUUAAAAUAUACAUGUAAAAGGGUUUUACACAUAAAAAGCCAUGUUUUGUUGUUGUUUUUUGGCCUGUAAAUGUCAGUAAUUUGUGAUAUCUAGAGACAUUCCACACAGCAAACCCAGGCUGAUGUCCAGCUCAGUUUGCUCCACUUUCUCCUGCUUGGGCUAAUUAUUGUUGGUCAAUGUGUCAUUUAGAAUUCGGCUUCGGCAUCUUUACAUCGUGUGAAGCCAGUAUUAAGUGUUGAAAGUGUGAUUGAAAGGGCAGAAUGUGAGGAAAUAACAUGGUACAUGUUAAUAAAGAUAUUUCUUUUA